AUGGGUGACCCUCAUUGGCUGUCCCAGCUGGUGACACCUGUCCUGCUUUCACCACAGCUCUUCAUCUUCCUCUUCCUCCUUGCUGGCCAGGAGUGGUCUGGUGGAGCUGCUGGAAGCUCACUAGCAGGACUGGUGGGCAGAAGACCUCUGGAGUUCCCAGCCAGCAGCGCCCCCCGCAGGAAGCGUGCCCAGGUGCCACCAUCCUACCUCCAGUGGGUCCCAUUCCAGGGCCAGCUGCCGGCGGAUGCUGUCUCCAGCUGGAACCAGCAGGCCCAGCAGCUGGAGUUCGUCUGCUCCACCAGGGAGUUCCACUGCAACACUGGGGCCUACGUCCCCCAGAGAGGUCCUCGCUGCUUCUACCCCCACGGCGGGGUGCAGAGGUCCACAAAGGACUUCAAGCUCUUGGUCAACGUUGGUGGCUUUGAAGCACUGGACUGGGUGGAGGAGUCCUUUGGAGCAGUGCCAGAGGAGGCUGUUGAGGGUUGUCCUUCCAUCGACAUCUUUGUUGGGAGGAACAAGUAUGGCCUGGGCAAGGUCUCCAAGGAGCACAGAGCCCUCUUUGUGGUGGACCCUGAUGAUGGUGAGGAGAUUUGGUUCAAGUGGUACCAAGUCCUGGUGGUGAGGAAGGGCCCAGCAGAUGUCACCAUCAGGGAUGUCCUCUACAACAUCAGCGCGGCGGUGGAGAGCAUCCAGGAGGUCACCUUGGCGAAGGCCACGCUGAGAAAUGAGGCCUGCCAGAAGGCCCAGGAGGUGAUCACCCUGAAGGAGGACACUGAGGUGGAGCACGACUGGCAGAUGGACCAGAGGAUCUUCUCCACCAUCCGUGGGGUCCUGGAAGUGUCUCCUCUGACCUUCAACGGCACCUCCUGGCAGGCCACCAACUCCACCUCCACCGUGCCUUGGGUGGGGGGAGCCAGCAGCAGCCACUAUGUUGUGCACAGCCGAGUGGUGGAGCAGGAGCUGGAGGCCCUCACAGCCUGCGAGGUGGCCAUGGAGGGACAGCGCCGAGAUGUCCACGUCCCCUUCCGUGCCCUCCUCAGCAGGGACUUUGGCCACGGCCACACCCACCAGGUCACCGUCACCGGCUGGGCCCGCAGCAGGGCUGUGCUGGACGUUGAGGCUGGGGUCAAGCAGUGCUGGCGCAUCCCUGGGGUGCCACCCUGCCAGGGGUAGGGGUGGG
Pogoniulus pusillus (Red-fronted tinkerbird) is the source of this 1180-nucleotide messenger RNA. RefSeq names its product natterin-3-like. The record is from RefSeq and is a predicted model, not a curated record. Lineage: Eukaryota; Metazoa; Chordata; Aves; Piciformes; Lybiidae. The transcript has 3 exons. Bases 1 to 1173 code for a protein of 390 amino acids.